Molecule: messenger RNA, 423 nt
Organism: Aspergillus melleus
Lineage: Eukaryota; Fungi; Ascomycota; Eurotiomycetes; Eurotiales; Aspergillaceae
Exons: 3
Coding region: 1-423 (140 amino acids)
Source: RefSeq, a predicted model, not a curated record
AUGAAAUACUUCAAUCUGAUCCUCUCCCUGGCCGGCGUGUCCAUGGCCAUCUGCGGUAACCAGACUCUGAACAAUGAGACCAAGACCUCCGACUGCACCACCAUCUUCGGCGACCUCGAGAUCGGCUCCGACAUAACCGACUACGUCCGUCUCGAAAAGCUCGUCGCUAUCACCGGGGACCUGAUCGGAAAGGACCUGAACUCGGUCACGCUGGUCAGCCUGCCAUCGUUGAAGUCGGUUGGAGGAAAGGUUGACCUUAGUGGAGCUUUUUAUGAAGUCUCUCUGCCCAGCUUGGACAAAGUCGGGGGUGACUUCUCCAUCGUUACUUCGGAGGUCAUGGAGUGCUCUAACUUCGAGAAGGUGGCGGAGAGUGGCAUCGGCGGCCGGUUUUCCUGCCAGGCUGUGGCUCCCUUGAUCCAUUAG